AUGUGUUGGGAGAUCUUCUGUUGCUGCUCUAGUCCCACAGAUGAAGGAACUGCUGCGCAAAAGCCGCCGCCGCCUUCAGGACCACCUCCGGGCUCGGCAAUGAAUGGAGUGAGCAGCGACUAUGCGCAAAAGCCGCUGCCGCCGCCGCCGCCUUCGGGACCACGUCCGAGCUCGGAGACGAAUGGAGCGAGCAAACCGCCGGGCGCAAACACGGAGGAACCGCCCAUCGCAGCAACAGCAGCUGCAGCAGGAGGUGACUCCUCAUCUCAGGAAUCCGAUAAGGUCGAUCCCACGAUAAAAGAAGGUAACAAAAAGAGCGAAGAAGUCAAAAAAGGCCUGAAAUCUAGUACUAAGCAGCCAAUCGACAACACAGCAACAGACAAUCUGACAAAGGAAAAGGAACAGCAGGUUAAGGAUGUCAGCUCGGAGAAAAGAGGCCACGACAAAAGCGCAGACCGCAUAUCGCUACAGGAGGGGAAGCCAACAUUUGAGCAUGCCCAUGAAGCAGCAGCAGCAGCAGCAGCAGCAGCAGCGAGCAGUAAGCCCUCCUCUAUUCAGAAAAAUGAGACUGUAGGACUGCAAGCAAAUUCUAGAAGGACCAACCAAGAUCAAGGGAGGCGUGUAUCAACAAGAGGGCCAGGAGAGGCCAUGUACUACCGAUUUCCGAGUGCCAACGGCGUCAGAUCGGAAGCGAGCCCAAUACCCAGAAAAGAUCAACCGAGAAGAAAUUCCCAAAUCUGUUAG
Ananas comosus (pineapple) is the source of this 744-nucleotide messenger RNA. RefSeq names its product formin-like protein 3. Lineage: Eukaryota; Viridiplantae; Streptophyta; Magnoliopsida; Poales; Bromeliaceae. The transcript has a single exon. The coding region runs from base 1 to 744 and encodes 247 amino acids. The record is from RefSeq and is a predicted model, not a curated record.